AUGCUUCGCACCAGAGACUCUUCACCUCUGACUAGCAGCACUACCUACGAAACACCGUCACUAACAGAUCUCCAGAAGCUUCUGUGGCUCAGAGGAGGCUCUGAUAAUCAUGUGGACCAAGUCUGGCCAAAUAUCUACGUGGGAGAUGCGUGGGCUGCUAGGAGCAAAACUACACUUCAAAGCCUCAAAAUUACUCAUAUCCUUAAUGCAGCAGAUGGACCAUAUAGCAUCAACACGGGAGCCAAAUAUUAUGCAGAUCUGCAAAUAGAGUACUAUGGAGUAGAAGCAUUUGAUGAUCCUGCCUUCGAUUUAAGUAUCUUCUUCUAUGAUGCUGCCAAUUUCAUACGCAAGGCCUUAAACUCUUCAGGAGGUAAGGUGUUUGUUCAUUGUGCCAUGGGAGUGAGCCGCUCAGCAACUUUAGUGCUUGCCUUUCUAAUGAUCCAUGAAAACAUGACACUUGUGGAUGCCCUGAAGACAGUGAGUGCUCACAGAAACAUCUGCCCAAAUACAGGGUUCCUCAGCCAGCUCCGGGACUUGGACAUUAAACUGAACGAAGAGAGGAAAAGAAACAGAGCAUCUGCUGCCAUAGGCCUGUAA
This is a messenger RNA of Camarhynchus parvulus, 597 nucleotides long. Its product is annotated as dual specificity protein phosphatase 13-like. The coding region runs from base 1 to 597 and encodes 198 amino acids. Gene Ontology annotation, biological process: negative regulation of MAPK cascade; protein dephosphorylation. The transcript is spliced from 3 exons. Gene Ontology annotation, cellular component: cytoplasm. Lineage: Eukaryota; Metazoa; Chordata; Aves; Passeriformes; Thraupidae. Gene Ontology annotation, molecular function: protein tyrosine/serine/threonine phosphatase activity; MAP kinase phosphatase activity. The record is from RefSeq and is a predicted model, not a curated record.